UUUAGAAUUUAUUUCCAUCGGAAAAUUACAACAUGCAGUAUAAUUUUCUGGUUUAUCUAAAACAAAAAACAAUAACACACUUGUCACCGUCUGAUCUGCGUUAAAAUUUUAUUUUUCAAAAAUUCGAACCGUCAUUUUUAACGCGAAAAAGUUAGGUUAAAACUCGGACCUCCCGAAUGGUCGGUAGAGCAAAGUUUCAAAACCUCUGUAAAAGUUUUGGAAGCAACCAAAAUGUCAACUUUGGAGUAUUCCGAAUCACUUCGAGCCUGGAGAAGAUCUUCAUGGAAAAACGUCCACAACUGUCAACUGUGUCCAUAUUUUACAACAUCGGUUUUCUUUAUGGUGAACCAUGUGCGACGACACCGUUCAUCUCAGGAAAAAAAUACGUGCGAAAACGCCAAAAUUGAACCUUAUUACUGCAAAGACUGCGAUUUUAAAACGGAACUAACGAUUCUGUUCAAACAACACAUUAAUAAAAAUCACAGCUUUAAACACGAUUUAUCAAUUGAGGACUUCAGUGUACAAAACUACGUUUGCGAAAAGUGCAAUUUCGAAACAAAUCUGUCAUUGAAGUGGAUUCAACACACUUCAGAAUGCACGGGAAUAAAAAAAAGUGUGAGUUCUGUGAAACAGGACACAAAUAUUUUCCACUUCAAGAAAAUUGACGGAAAAAGUUGGUACUAUUGUACCGAAUGUUCCUACAAAGUUAGAAAUAAAUCCACGAUAAAGCGUCAUAUGGGGAAACAUGAUUUAAACAAACGAUAUGCGUGUGAUAAUUGUCCAUUUAAAACCAGAUGGAAAAAAAGUUUAGAAGAUCAUUUAAAACGAAACCACUUAGACGAACAAGAUGUUAAAUGGCACAGAUGUGAAAAAUGCCCUUGGAAAAAUAUACGAAAAAGUCAGUUAAUCAGGCACAUGAACAGCUUACACUUGAAAGAAGAAGAAGGUGAAUGGUACCACUGCAAUCAGUGUCCAUACAAAACCAGGCAUAAAUCUGAUUUAAAAAUCCACGCUAUUUUAAAACAUGAAGAAAAAGUUAUAUGGUACGAAUGCGACCGCUGCCAAUUUAAAACUAGGACCAAAAGAUACUUAAAACACCACGUGAGUGUCAUCCAUUUAAAGAAACAAAACGCUAAAUGGCAUAAUGAAACGUGUUCAUUUGACGUAAAUUCGUUUGAAGACGUUAAAUUGAAAAAUAAGCGGUAUGAAUGUAAAUAUUGCCCAUUCAAAACUAAAUGGCGCUUGAGUUUGCGAAGACACGUAAUUUCUCAACAUCUGGAUGAGAAAGAAAUUAAAUGGCACGAAUGCGAUAAAUGUCCUUUCAGAAGUAAAUUUAUUUCAGUAUUAAAGAAACACAACGAUUAUAAACACUCAGAAGAAUCAAGGUGGUAUGAAUGUGCGAAGUGUUCGUAUAAAACUAAAAUAAAAAGAUAUUUAAUGCAGCAUGUACACGUUCAUUUUGACUUCAAACCGUAUCAGUGCGAAUAUUGUCCAUAUAAAACGAAACGUAGUUGUUAUUUAAAGAUUCAUUUAAGUCACCGCCACAUAAGUCAGAUGUAUCCAGAUGGUACAGAUGUUAAAUUGUAG
Molecule: messenger RNA, 1587 nt
Organism: Zophobas morio
Lineage: Eukaryota; Metazoa; Arthropoda; Insecta; Coleoptera; Tenebrionidae
Product: zinc finger protein 711-like
Exons: 2
Coding region: 232-1587 (451 amino acids)
Biological process (GO): regulation of transcription by RNA polymerase II
Molecular function (GO): RNA polymerase II transcription regulatory region sequence-specific DNA binding; DNA-binding transcription factor activity, RNA polymerase II-specific
Source: RefSeq, a predicted model, not a curated record